GACCUUUUUCGUAUCUGUACAUUAGCAGUGAGUGUGAGGAAAUAAAAUAGGACCAUAAAACAAACUACAAAAAUUUGAUUUCUCUCCACUAACUUUAAACUUGUCUUUAAAAUUGGUACAUUUUACAAGUAAGUUUAGUUUGCAAUGAUGUGUGAAGGUUAGAUUCAUUUGACAAUGUGUUAAUUAAAUAAAUAAUUAUUAUUAAUUAGUAGUCUACUCUGGCAGACUGGCUACCUAUUUUAAUUUUUCAUAUUUAAUUAUGACUUAUGAUUAAGUAACAAGUAUUUGACACUGUGAAUGUGUAAGUUUAUAAUAAGAGUGAAUAGCAGUGGAGCAGAAAAGGAGAAUAGUAACUGUAAUAUAGGGUAAUAGUAGUAUUGGUAGUAGUGACAUUGAUAAGAAUUGUUUUUGAAAUGUGGACGUGGAGAUGGGACUCAAAGAAUUUGGGCUAUUACUAGUAAUAGUACUACGUGAAGUGGGAUGGAAUGAAGAAUGGGGUAUACCGAAAAAUGCUUUGUGGUGGUGGUUUGGGCAAGUAAUGUGUAAAUAAAAUUCACCAGAAAAAACAUUUAGGUCUACUCCUGUACUACAGGUACCAAAUCGAAAUGCAUUAAGACUAACUAUUUUUUUUUAAUUAAAAGGCAGCAAUAACUACCAAUGGCAGAAAAUACAAUUUUCUGGGUCUUCCACGCCUCAGGGGGUGCUUUCACCCCAGGUUAAGAACCACUCUUCUAGGGAAAUGUUUCUGACACAGGUGCAGUAAUUCAAUAUCCAGGGGAGGUUAAUUAUUUGUGGCUUUGUAAGUAAAGGACACUAGUGGACAGAUUGAUAUUUUUUAGGAAGAGGUGGGGGGGGGGGUGCAGAGGUUUGUGACAUUAUAUUUGAGAGGGGGUCUAGCUUUUUGUGAUGGGGUAUAUCCAGGGGAGGUUAAUUAUUUGUGGCUUUGUAAGUAAAGGACACUAGUGGACAGAUUGAUAUUUUUUAGGAAGAGGUGGGGGGGGGGUGCAGAGGUUUGUGACAUUAUAUUUGAGAGGGGGUCUAGCUUUUUGUGAUGGGGGGAGUGUGUACAUUAUUUUGGGAUCACUCUGUUAAUAGAGACAUAUAAGUAUAUGAAAACAUAACAGUGACUAAAAUUAAAACUGGGAAGAGACUUUUUGAGAGAGCUGCCACUUCAUGGUCAAAGGCUUUUACUUUAAAAAAAAAAUUUCAAGCUUUAACCCUUUCCCCCUUGGAGUCGCCGAUUGUCGCGCCUACCGAUAGACACUUUAAGUCGCUGAGCGUCGCAGAUUUUCGGUUGUUUCGCUGCAGAGCCGAUUCAACUUUUUAAGUAGUUAAUAUAUGCUUUCAUAAAAUCUCAAAUAAAAGAGCUAUAAAUAUGCUUCCUUUUCGUCUUUCUUUGAUUAUUUUUGGACGAGUCUUGUGUUUUUGACAAUUUUUUUAAUUUGAGUGUUUUUUGUGGAUUUCUUUUUCAAAAUGGAUGAUGUUCUAAGGAUGUUUAGGGAUGCUACAGGGUACAAUUAUGAUGGGAAUACAUAUGAUUUAGGGGAUAAUAAUGAAAUUGAUGAAGGUGAAAGUGAUGUUGAUGUUCCAAUUAAACAGUUUGACCUUAGUGACACGGAUAAUGAUACUGAUAACGAGUCUGAUGAUGCUGUAGACCCAGACAACAUGGACCCAAUAGGUCCAAACAUCAUAGGCCAGUGGGAUAACAUUACAGAUGUUGUGGUAAGGAAAUUCAUUGCAGAUAGUGGCCCUAAACAUGAUUUAGAGUCAGAUGCAGAGCCAUUGGACUAUUUUAGUUUGUUACUACCAGAAGACUUUUAUACAGCAGUGGUAAACCAAACAAAUCUGUAUGCUGAAAAAUGUCAACAAAGGGCAGCUAAAGUGGACAAAUAUUUGAAGCCAGCAACAGUUGGUGAAAUAAAACUAAUGUUUCACAUUUAUAUAAUUAUGAGUAUACAUGUUCUACCAGAAUACUCUGACUACUGGUCAACAGAUGAUCGCCUCCAUGUCCAAGGGGUGGCUUUGUGUAUGAGUAAAUCACGCUACGAGAAGCUGUCACAAUACUUAAAUCUAAGCGACUCAUCUCUUAAUCCUCCCAGAGGCCAAGAAGGCCAUGACCCCCUACAUAAAGUUAGACCACUUGUAGAACUCAUCAAAGCUAAUUCAGCCUCCGGUUUACAGUAGGCAAGAACAUAAGUUUAGAUGAGGCAAUGAUAGCUUACAGUGGGAGACUGGCAUUUAAACAGUACAUCAAAGGGAAACCUAACCCCUGGGGCAUUAAGGUUUGGUGUGCUGCCGAUUCAUCAAAAGGGCAACUUCUUGAUUUCAACAUAUAUACUGGAAAGGUGAAAGAUGACAUGCCUCACGCAAGUGGACUUUAUGUUGUUUCAAAACUGGAAGAAAGAUUUUUAUAUAAUUAUCACCACUUCUUCUUUGAUAAUUAUUUCUCUUCAAUUCAAUUAGCUCAGGAUCUGUUGGCAAAGGAUACUUAUUGUUGCUCAACACUAAGGCCCAAUAGAAAAGGAUGGCCAUCAGAAUUUAAAGCGUCAAAAAUAAAAAAAAUGAAAAAAAGGAGACAUUCAAGUGAGGCAAAAUGGGAAUCUUGUGGCCACAGUCUGGAAGGACAAAAGAUGUGUUACACUGCUAAGCACUAACACUGCUCCAGGGACGUCCACAGUUUCACGUCGUGCCCCAGGAGGUUGGUACGAAGUGACAAUUCCUACUGUUGUGGAUGUGUUCAACAAAUCCAUUGGGGGUGUGGACAAAUUGGAUCAAUUGUGUUCCUACUAUCCAGUAGGAAGAAAAUCUGUAAAGUGGUGGAGAUACAUAUUUCGAUUUCUCCUCCAGAUUGCGAUAGUCAAUAGUUGGAUCCUGUACCGUACUCCAUUCUCACAGACCACAUCCAAAAAAAAAACAUGCUGUCCCAUAAGGAGUUUCGCUUAAGCCUUAGCUCAUCUUUGCUGAAAGGCAACAUCAGCUGGAAGAGAAAACCAACAAGUCAACCAGCUUCUCAAGGAGUAAGGACUGCUGAUUUGCUUGAGCACCGGCUGAUACGGAUGGUUGGGAACAAACGUGCUUGCCACUUUUGUUCAAUCAAUAAACAGUUUGGAAAAAGAAAGAGGGCACAUGAGACUGUUUAUUGGUGUAAUUUGUGCCAAGUUAGACUUUGUAAAGGAGAAUGUUUCUCAAAAUUCCACGCAAACUUGAUGCCAACUUCUGUCGCCAGCACUUCUAGUCAAAAUUAAACAUUUCUUUCAUUUUUUUUUAAGUCUUUUUUAUAAGAAAUUUUAUGUGUUUUUUGGUUGAUUUUAAAAAAUUGUAUGUUGGAAAUUUUACAGAGUUAUGCCCCUUUUCCCAAGGAAAGACUGUUUGUGGCUCAGCAUUGGCCUAAGGGUGAAAGGGUUAAUAAACAAUGGUAUCCAUGGAGGAAAUGUUGUCAUUAUAUCCAUGUGGUCCAUGUUUGAAACUUACAUAAAAUUUUUGGGGUAAGGCGAGGGGAAAAUUUAUUAGCCCAUUCUUAUAGAUAAUUGGAGGGUUUUAAACAGGAUUUUCAUGAAAAUUGCAACUGUUGGAGAAUGUAUGAGAAAUUAAAUAGUGGAAUUCCCUCAAUUCAAAUUCAUAAAUAUUUCCUCAAAAAAUUUUAAAAAUAAAAAAUCAGAAAACAGUACUUUUCAACCUGAAUUCUCAUUAAAAUUAUGUAUCAAACAACCUAUUUAACAAAGAAAUGACAGCGAACUGAAUUUUUUACCAAUGCAUAUGCGAUGUAUUUUACAUUUUCAAGUUGAAAAAAAUUGAACAAGGCGCACAUAUCUCUGCAAUGAUUUGUCACUAUCAGAAAAAUGAUUUAUCCAAGUUCCUAAAUAGCCUGAAGUCAGUGAAGUUUUUAUGAAUAAUUUUUAUUUGAGGAAGAUUUCAUUUCAUUUUUUGUCAAUAACCCCCAAAUCUGAACUCAUUCAUGCAAGUUUAGACUGUAUAAUUAUGAUGCAUACUAUUCAAAGUUGUUAUGUAUAUUAAACAAACAAAAUUCCUGAUAAUUACCCUGCAAUGUAAUUUGGACUACAGGAAUAGGUUAGGAUACCAUAUUUUGGUCUUUUGUUUCAGCUACUGACUGGUAUAUUGAAAUUGGGCUUGUUAAAAAAAAAAUAUUGAAACUAGGCACAUAGCUAAUGUUCCUCAACCAAAAGAUUUGAAGAUUUGAAUUAAGAAAUUAUAUUUUUUAAAAUAAAAUAAAAGAAAUAUAUUGCAUGGUUUAUAUAUAAUAUGAAGUAGUCCUGAGAAAAGGAUUGUUAUAACCUGGUCAUGUGAUGUAUGUUUAUUAUAAUUUAUGCCAAGGUCUUGAAAUCAUACAAGGGAUCCGAUAAGUUGAAGAUCAAGUAGGACUGGAUGCUGCGAACAGUUUUGAUGUGACUUCUUUUCUCAGGCCCAACGAUAUCUUUGUUAAUAUCUCUACGUGGUUUCUUGGAAAAAGCAAUUCAUUUGAUUUUUAUUAUCAUAACAAUAACCUUAUUCUUUUUGUGUACAUCUGUUGGGCCUAAUGUGUACAAUAACUAUGCAAAAUAAAAUUUGGAUAUGUACAUAAAUUUCAUUGUUUGAGUCAUCGAAGUAUUUCCAUUGGCCAAGAUCUGUACAUUUGUUGUUGUCUUCCUGAACUAUAUUAUUUUGUAUCACAAGUAAUUGAGUAGGUAAGGAAAGGUGGGGGGGGGGGGGUGAUAAUGGAUUAAGCCAAUAUUUUUUAUAGGCAAAAAUACCAGUAUAAGCAACUGCUGCUAAGAAUGUCAUUAUUUAUUAUUUUCUGAUGCAUUCCAUGAAUGAACUAUUGUUGAGGGCUAUUUUUUAUUGAUUACCCGGUAUAAUUAAAAGAAAAUAUUAAUAAUAUCCAUAAUUGUAUAAUUCUGUAUUAAAAGUAUGUACAAAUUUAAAAAUUGAUAUAUCGAAUCUAUUCACUUCAUCUAAUCCAUGGUUUCAUCCAUCACCCUGCACAGAUUUUAGCACACAAAGUUUUGAAUUUAACCCAUAACUUAUUUCCACAAUCCCAAUAUUUAGUCUGUGCCCUGAAAUCAUUAUCUGUAUCCAUCAGCAUUGCAACUGCCACUCUCAUGACAAUAUUGAAAAGCAUUUAUAAAAUUAUGUAAAUAGAGUCAUGAGCACCUCUGCGAAAUAAGGUUUAAAAUGUUUAAAAUUUUACUGCUGGUACUCAUUACUUUUGUUAUUAAACAAAUCUGAUAUUUUUUUAAAGAAACCUUUGAACUACAGCUACUAUUCUUCUCUCUAGAUGCUGAUAAUUUCAGUUUGGAGAGCAUUGUCACAUCACACCAAUCUCUCUACUACUUUGCCCUUGCUGAAAAAAACAUACAACUCCACAUCACUACUUUUAUAUUCUUCUUUAAAUAGGUUUGUUGUAUUUACGUAAGACUUUUUAUAUGUAAUGAUUUUAGUUGCACUGAUUCCUCCAUUUAUAACAGAACCAUAAUAGAGCAGGCAUAUUUUUCAACCAUAUAAUAAAGAUGACUAAUUUUUUAAAACUCUUAUUACUUUUAGCAUUGAAAUUAAUCACAAUUAAUGUAACUGAAAAAGUAUUAUUAAGUUCUGUUAUUGUCUUUAAAUAGUCAAUAGAUGAAAAGGACAUUUUGAUGUGUUCAGCAACUUUUAAUUAUUAUUUUGUUGGCUGUUGUUAGAUUUUAUGGGCAAAUUAUAAAGAAUUAAUUUAAAAAUAAGUUACUUUCAACCAUCUGUUGUUAAAAUAAAAGUAAAAUUGUUAAAAACUCACUAUUUCCUUAAGUGUAUGUAACAUUUUAACUUUAACCGAAUUUUCUCUGACAGAAAUUUUUUUUGGUUUAAAUAUAUAUCAUUAAGUAUUAAGUGGUUUAUUUUGGAUCAUAAAAUUACAGAAUGGCAACUGAAGCAGAUUUUGAAAGAGUAAAAGCCAGGGCAGAUUUAACUGAGAAGAUUUUGGCUGAUCUCCAAGGCCAAAUAGAGGCUAUAAAGAAAGCAGCAAGUAAAAAGAAAAUCUAUUAACAAGUUAUAUGUUAUUUAAUCAUUUGACAGUAUUUAUGUAGUAUUCAUAGCAUUUGAAUGAAGAAACAAAAAUGUUUUUUUAUUUAAAAUUAUUGCUUAUUCCUUUUUAUAAUCUUUUUAAAAACCUUUUCACUGUGUUUCAAUUAAUAGCAGAUGUAUCAAAUGCCAUUCCUUUAAAAUUAUUAAUAUUAUAUUAUACAUUUUUAAAGAAAUUUUGUCUUUCUUCUACAAAUGAAACAUAGUAAAGAAAGGAGGACUUUCUGAGGAGGGGGCGCUUAUAAAAGAAAAUGGAGAGCUCAAAAAAGAAAUUGAAUCUAUACGAGCAGCACUUAUUCUUGCUGAAAUUGGAAAUGGAGGUAAUUUUUUUACAUACCGUAUUUAUUUUUAACUGUUAAGUCUUUUUAUCUGUACAGAUUGAUGUCUAGCAUACAGUACAUUUUAUACCCAACACUGCUGGCUGGCUUGUACUUUUACUUAAGAUGAGCUGUAUGUAGAAAAUUUAGUUAGCUAUGUAAAUUUUUUUAAAGCAUUUUCCUUAGUAUGCACAGAAUUUCAUAAAGGGUACUUGAACUUUUCAGAACAAAUAUUAUUUUAGGAAAUUCUAACAAAUCUUGUUUAAAGAAAAUCACGUUUCAUUUCCUAAAAGUUUUUGAAUUUGUUUUGUUUUUCACAUCAUACCAUCCAGACUCAAAAGUUUAACUAUUUAUUUUUUUUUAAAUAUCAUGUCAGGUUCAUGCUGUUAAGUACCGGUACUUAUUUAUAUAAAAAAAAAUGUUUAUUUUGCUUAAAGUGCGACAAUUUCAACUGCCAAGCAAAAGUGCACUUUCUGCAGUCGGAACAGCCAAGUCUGUUGUCUCAACAAAUUUGGUCAAUGGAGUGAAACAAGAAUCAGUUGAUGAAAAAUCAAAAGUACAAAAGGUUGAAGUAGCUGGUAAGAAAACAAAGCAAAAUGACACCGAGCCGCCUAAUGCAGGAGGUAAAAAAGCAAAGACUGAUAAAAAAGAAAAAGGUGAAGAGGCUGAGAGCAAAGGUAAUUUAUGUUUUUAAUAACCCACCUUAAGUUGCCAAUUUAAUUUCCAAAUUAAAGGAUUUUAAAAAUUUGUCAAUUCAUUUCGUAGCCAUUGCUCUGGCAAAAAAAUCAUAGCUGCCCUGGCCGCAGCAUUAGUAUCAGUCACUUAUCCGGACCUGGUUACUCUUACAAUUUUGGCGUACAAUAUACAAUUUUGAGAUAUCUUUAUGAUUGUAGGCUGGGACCUGGCUAAACUAUGAUUUUAGGGGACAGUGUUAAAAAAAAAAAUUCCCAGAGUUUUCCGACUUUAAAGAAUACAUGUUCACCUUUUGAUUUUAGCUCUUUUCUCCAUCCGGUGGUAAAUUGGGUUAGAGAUCCAAGUUUUGGUCAUCUUCACAUUGAAGGACGAACAAUAAUAAAUAGUUAUUGUAUACCUUCAUUGAGAUAGCUAGGGUUAAUGCUGCCUGGGAAGACCCUAUAAUUUUGCCACCCACUUCAACGAAAAAACUGCAGUUGUCCAAAAAUGCUACUCCUCCGUAUAGAGAAAAAUUCCACCCCGGGACAGACUGCACCCUCCGCUAUUAUGAUAGGGCAUUGCACGAUUUUGAGAUGGUAAAGGACUAUCCUGAAAUGAUAUUGUACUAUAUUUUGGAGUUUCAAGACACAGUAACAAGUGUUAACCAGGUCUGCCUAUCUUUAUAUUAAAAACUGGUGGGUAGACUACUUUAGGACAAAGUGGUUGGUUUGGUUGAAUGGGGACACAGCACAAAAGUCAAAGGUGUUCAUGCUAACAUGCCCAGUAAAUGAGAUCCAUGGUCUCAACUGAUCCCCCAAGGAACUCAAAUGCUCUAAUAAAGUCCUACUGUAACAGGUUAGACCUCAACAGGAAUCCAAACUUGACCAUGGGAGUUUAGGACUGCAAGCAAUUCCUACAGUAGAGAUAUAGGGCAUAGCCAAGAAAAUGAUUACCAAUAUGUUAGUCAGUGUAACAUUGUACGAUUAAGCUUCCCACCCGUCCCCCUUUUUUUUCUCGGAAUUUUAGUUGCAGAUACAUUUUUUUCCAGUACUUUUGUUUUAUAUUAUCAGUUAAUUUUGUAAUUAAAUUAAGCAUUUCUAUCUUUUUCAAUUGAUUUAAUAUGAAACUUUGGUAUGCCACCAGGUAUCCUAAUUUGAUAUGCUUAAAAUUAACUUCGCAUUUUCUCUAAAUUAAGGUGGAAGCAGUUCCAAAAAGAAGUCUGCCACUGCUGCUGAAGAUGACAGUGGGGAUGCAGCUCUGGAUGUCUCUAGGCUAGAUUUAAGAGUUGGAAAAAUUGUCUCAGUUGAAAAACAUCCUGAUGCCGACUCUUUAUAUGUUGAACAAGUAGAUGUGGGUGAAGGACGGAACAGAACGGUAGUCAGUGGUUUGGUCAAACAUAUUCCCAUUAAUGCGGUGAGCGCAACUUUUGCACAAAUAAAGAUAUUUUAAUUUCAUUUAGUUGGUUUAUGUUGGUUUAGUAUAAGUUUUUUCUCAAUUUUAAUCUCAUGACUUUUUUCAUUUUUUUCAAAUGUCAAAAUAACAUAUUAUUAUGUGGCACAAUUUAAUUAUUUUUAAAACAAAAAUUGUUUCAUUUAAAUUUUUGGAAAGAACUGAGAUUCUAACGUUUUAACAUUUUUAUUUUGUCAAAUGUAUUUAUUGUUGUUGCUGUAAUUGCCAUAAAAAGAUUGUUUAACUCUCAAAAGACGGGAGAUUGAAAAAUCUGUCAUAUAUGGCGGGUGAAAAGAACGACCCCUAAAAUAUAUAUAAAAAUAAUAUUAAAAGGCGACAAUAAAGAUUUACUAUUUUGGAAUGUUAAAUUUCUAUUUGGCAAGAAAGAAAAAUUGUUUAUUUUACUAGUUCUUGAAGAAAUCUGGUAGCAACUUAUCCAUUCAUAAAUUUUACUUUUCGCCAUUUACUCAUAUUUUGCCACCAUUCCGGUUCGCUUUUACUACACUCUAAAACAUUGCUAUGGAGUCUGAUUCUGAUUAUAAGCUUGAAAUGGACGACUAUUCUUACUUAGAAGAAUAUUUAUGAUGAAGAUAGCACUUCAGAUGUGUCUGAUACCGAGAAUUCUGUAAAUUAUCAUCAUAAUAAUAGCAUCCAAGGUUUGUUUACUUUUUUCAUUCAUACUCAACUCACGCAUACUGUGAUACUUCUUAGCACUAUUAUUAGCCCUAACAUUAGUUUUAUUCAAGUUCCAGUAGUAUAAAAUUCUUAAAUAGAUUAAAUUAUUUAUUUGUUUGAAACUAAUUUGUAGUUAUAAUAUUAUUUUAAUAUUAUUACGUUUCAGUUAGCAAAAUGUAAACAAUGGUUCUCAAGGCCAAGGCUAUUUACUAUUAUUACACUGUAACAAUCAGCUGAGUUCCCUUUUCAAUGAAAACUUGAAGUAAAAGUAAUUUAGGCAGAUUGUUUAAUAUUUUGAAUUCUUUUUAUUUAUAUUGUAAUUUUUUUAUUUUAGCUAAACUAAUUUUUUUUUUAUAUUUUGACAGCAUCUAUGCUAUGAAGGGCAGAUGUCAAACAUAGUCAAUACAAUGGGCUAUGAUGACAAAAGACUGUGGGACUCUUUGCUGCAUUUAGACCAGAGGUGAAAAGGACUAUUGCUUCCUGAUGUUAUAACAAGAGAGGAUAUAAGGAGAUUUUAAAAGCAAAUUGACAUUUUCAACCUCUACUUUACUACAGAUUUGGUUGGUUAUUAGUAAGCCUUGUGCGCAGGACAAUGGACCGCAGAACUUUUGUGUUUUCAAAAAUUGGUACCAUUAUAACAUCAUUGAAGGGGAGUUUUAGCUACUAAGUGGAUUUAUUAUGAAUGCAGGACUUAUCAAGCUCUUAAUUUUACAAGAAAUGUCCAGGAAAUCCUUUUAUGAUGGACAAUGAGCAAGGCCAUUAGUACUAAGGACAUAUUCAAGGCUAUAUUGAGUUUCCUAAAAGUUUCUGAUACUGAAAAUAAAGGAAACAUGCUGUGCAAAAUUGGGAGACACUUCUGUAUCUCAAUGCAAAAUACAAUCAACUGUAUCAGCAUCAAGAAAAUGUAGCAAUUAAUGAACAAUUUAGGGAACAAUUGACAUAUUUGAUGAUGAACCUGAUACUGUAAAGCCCGAAAUCUUUACAUCGUGCGCCGCAACAUGACAAUGAUUGACAAUAACAAAAAAUGUAAUUGUGGGUUACCAAAACAGGGUAAAAUGGUCAGAGCAUAUGUCUCAGGCUUUCUUUUUGAUACAUUUGUAUGUUUUAAUAAAUAAAGAAAUUGUUUUCAAGAAUUUUUAUGCAUGGUCUUGGCGAAGGAUUAUAUCCUCUGAUCGGUAUCUCGGGGAUGCAUAAAAAAAUUUAUUUAUUAAAAUUUGCCUUUUUUUUUCUUCACUUUUCUUCUCAAAUAAUACUUACUAAUAACCCUCUAAAGGAUAAUAUGAUGCAGUAUAUGUUUUCCUUUGAAAAAAAAAAAUUAUUAUUUUUUAAAAAAAAUAAUUGACUUUUUGAGAAAUAUUUCCUUGAAUGAUAUGUUAUUUACAAAUGGUCAUAACUUUUUUAUUUAUGAGUCUAUUCUUUUGAAACUUGAAUAUGUUUUAUAGUAUUGAACAGAUUCUAAUAAAAUAUCAAUUUUAUUGAUUUAAUUGGAAACACUUUUUUUUUUUCCUUCUUUGUAAAACUGUGAUGUUAUAUUUUUGUCGACUUAAAAAAAUAAUUUUUUUGCCCAAAAAUAAUAAAACAUCAAAUUUAGCAAGGAUAUUUUGUACAAACACCAAGUAUCAAUUAAAGAGCAUUCAAUUACCUUUAAAAUCAUAUAUAAUACUUGGAGGUAGCUACAAAAUUACAGUCAUGAGACACUUUGAAGAAUAAGAUAUAUUCAAGGUCAUUAAAAAAUGGAAAAAUCUACAGUCUUUUGAGAGUUAAACUUCACCCUUUGAUCAACAGAUGAAAGAUCGUGUAGCUGUAUUUAUGUGUAACCUGAAACCAGCCAAAAUGAGGGGUGUGUUGUCUGAGGGCAUGAUCAUGUGUGCAGUUGGCGCAGAGAAAACAGAGAUUUUGGUCCCACCAACAGAUUCAGUCAUUGGUGAUAGAGUCACUUUUGAUGAGUAUCCAGGUAUAACAGACCGGUAUACAUUUAUAACAGACCGUAUACAUAUAUCAGAAUGAUGAGUGCUUUUGAUCAAGUUGUCUUUAAAGUAGCAGCACAAGCUUCACAAUUAUUAAUAACACCAACAGCAAGGCAAGGAAUGAUAAAAAAAAAAUGUUGCACCAUAAUGAAAUUUUCAUUAUGAAAAACAAAUUAAUAAAUAAUAUUCUCAAGAGCUACUGUUAUUUGUUUAAAAUGAUGUUGCUACUUUCAUUUGGGACUUUAAUGAAAGUUCAUUCUAAGAAAACAAAUUUAUCAUAAGUUUUGCUUUAAACUCUUCUUUACUUCCAUUCGCUGUUUAAUAAAUUUUUAGAUGAAAAUUUCAGCAUUUAUUGAUAUGGAAUGCAGAAAACACUGAAUAGAAAUGAUUUCCGACUAUGUAGUGAACAAUUAAAUAAAAAAUCACAAUUAGAUUUUAAAUAUUUCAUUCCCUGCCUUGAUGCUGAAGGCCCCUUCACAGGGUAAAGUCUUUGUUAUGUAAAUAUUAGGAAGGGAUGGCCGCUUAAAAAGAAUGUUCUGAUACUGAUACAUUGAAAUGGGUUACGGGUACUGGUAAAAAUUUUAAAUGCCAUUUAAGUAAACUAUUUAAGAGUACUGGUAUUUAUGUAAACUCUAAAGAUUUUGCAAGGAAUUUGAAUUAAAAAGAUUUGUUGCCCUUUACUUACAUUAUUUAAGAUUUACAAAAUUAAUGAAUAUACAAAUUAAAAGACACUUGAACUCUUACUGAUCAAUACUAUCACAUCUAAUCAUUUCUAGGAACCCCUGAUGUUCAGUUAAACCCAAAGAAGAAGAUUUGGGAGACAUUAAAACCUGAUGUGAGAACCAAUGCUGACAGGGUAGCCACAUACAAGGGAGCACCAUUUAAUAUUAAGGGGAAAGGAUUUGUUGUAGCUCCAACAUUGGCAAAUACACAAAUAUCUUGAAUUGUAUGUUUUUGUUACUGUUACUAUUUGCUGUGAAAAAAAUUGUAAUUAUUAAAAAUAAAAUUUGAUUAGUUAUAAAACUGUUUUAGGCAAGUGUUAUGCCUUAUUACGGAGAUGAUCUUGUCUUUGAUACAAUAUUUUAUUUAAUUUCUAACAAAACUUCAGAAGAAAAAUAGAACUGAAAUGAUUAACUGUAUUCUACAAUAAAAAUGUGGCUUAUGCGUUUGGUUGAAACGAUAAUGUUGCUGUUAAAAUCAUGAAGUAUUAUGUGAAUAAAGAGUUUAAACUGUUUUGACUUAUUGAUUGUUAAUUUUCUGUUGAGUGAAGGGGAAAAUAUUUCUAGAUAAAGAUAUCCGUGAUAUUUCAUUUUUCUUGAGCUGAUGUGGC
Molecule: messenger RNA, 12461 nt
Organism: Lymnaea stagnalis (great pond snail)
Lineage: Eukaryota; Metazoa; Mollusca; Gastropoda; Lymnaeidae
Source: the annotation of a GenBank genome assembly